CUUUAGAAAAUGGCCUUAGUAAGUAUGUUGGUAAUGCCGGUGCGUGCAGUUUAUAGAAAAUAAAUAUUGUUAUCGUAACCUGUAAAGAAGUAAAUUAAAAUUUUCAUAAAAAUUCAAUUAUAACAUUAUCAGAAUGAAUCCUACAGAGCCUACGAGUACGGAAACGUUAAGUUCCAAAAUGAAAGAUGUUAUCGAUGUGUUGGCGAUGCAAAGGGAAAAGAGAAAUACUUUACAAAAAAGUAUUACUAUUGAUUAUACAAAAAGUAGUGAUAGUUUCACAGUUUCGAGAUUUAUAUUUGAAUGUGGUUUAAAAUUAGAAGCUCAUCCAUUAACAAUUGCCACAGCUGCCACUUUGUAUCAUAGGUUUAUAAAGGAAGCAGCCCCAGGAGGCUACGAUAACUAUUUGAUCGCUGCAACCUGCCUUUAUCUAGCAGGAAAAGUAAAGGAUGAUAACUUAAAAAUAAGGGAUGUAAUGAAUGUUUCAUAUAGUACACUUCACAGAGGAUCGCAACCUUUAGAAUUAGGAGAUCAAUACUGGAGCAUGAGAGACGCAAUUGUUCAAGCAGAGCUUUUAAUCAUGCGUAUGCUGAAAUUUCAAGUAACUCCUGUACAUCCGCACAAAUAUAUGUUACAUUAUCUAAGGUCUUUGCAAGCAUGGUUUGGGGAAGAAGAAUGGUCUAAAUAUCCUGUUGCAAAGACCAGUAUGGCACUUCUACAAGACUUUCAUCACUCGCCUGCUAUACUUGAUUAUCCACCGAAUUUAAUAGCCAUUGCUUGUAUUAAUUUAUCAUUACAGAUUUAUGGUGUAGUAGUACCAUUAAUGGACGAAUGUGAUCAGCAGCCAUGGUUUAAUGUGUUUUGUAAAGACCUAACAAGGGACAAGCUAUGGGAAAUAAUGGAAAAGGUCAUGGCUGCAUACGACGAGGAACCAGAAACUAGAGAUAACUGAUGCAUUUUAGUCUGUUUUUUCAAUGUAUAAAAUAUCCGUAUAGCUUGUAUAUUAAUACAGACCUAACACUUUCUUAUAAAAACUGAUAUUGACAAAGUACAAAAAUAAAUCAAGAUCACCAUUCAAAUAUAAUAUUUUCAAGUCUGUGUUGUACAAUUUUUUAUAUCAUUGAUCUCUUUCAUAAAUUAAUAAACAAUAUAAUCAAGGGAA
This is a messenger RNA of Nomia melanderi (Alkali bee), 1159 nucleotides long. It is a transcript of the gene koko, whose product is annotated as cyclin Q. The record is from RefSeq and is a predicted model, not a curated record. Gene Ontology annotation, biological process: regulation of transcription by RNA polymerase II. Lineage: Eukaryota; Metazoa; Arthropoda; Insecta; Hymenoptera; Halictidae. Gene Ontology annotation, molecular function: cyclin-dependent protein serine/threonine kinase regulator activity.